Candidula unifasciata is the source of this 2336-nucleotide messenger RNA. The record is from the annotation of a GenBank genome assembly. NCBI's taxonomy places the organism in Eukaryota, Metazoa, Mollusca, Gastropoda, Stylommatophora, Geomitridae.
UUUGCACAACUACUCUGUGGUUUGGCCGUCUGACAAAGUACACCACAGAAAACGAGCUCAGAGAACACAUUGAGGCUUACGGGAAAAUCAGAACUAUUAAUAUGAUUCCCCCAAGAGGAUGUGCUUUUGUAUGCCUUACCAAGCGAAAGGAUGCUAGCAAAGCUCUGGAGCGUCUCAAGGGGGUGAAAAUCAAUGGGAGUGCUAUGAAGGUUGCUUGGGCUCCAGGCACAGGUAUUAAGGAGUCCGCAUUUAAAGAUUUGUGGGAUGUGGACCAAGGAGUGACAUAUAUCCCUUGGGAUCAGCUACCAAAUGAUGUUACACCUCUUCUGGUUGGAGGGAUGGUAGAUGAAGAGUCCCUACCAGAGAAGCUCAAAGGCAUGAAAACAGGAGAAGAGGAAGAGGAGGAAGUACAGCCACAGAUGGACACUGGCUCAGAGAGUGGAGGAGGACAGCAAGAGAAUAAUGUGGCACCAUCGCAACCGCAACCUCCACAGCCAAUGCCGAUGAAUAUGUCAAUUCAACCACCUGGGUUCCCUCUACCAGGCCAAAAUCCCAUGAACAUGAUGGGCCCUGGUGGGCCACUGAGUCUUCUUGGUGGGCCCCCUCCUCCAAUAGGUAUGCCACCUGGUAUGAGGGGUCCACUGGUUCUGGGUGGACCUGGUAACUUGGGGCCCCCUACUUCUAUUCCUAUGAUGGGAGGUCAAGGAAAUGGCCUUGGUAUGCCAGGAGGACCAGGUCAUAACAUGGAACGAGUAGCUUCACCAGCUGUGAAUUCUCCUGGCCCAAGAACACCUUUUGGACACUUUAACAAUAUGCCCAGGUUUCAGAAUGCACAGAAUCCUGGAGGAAUGCCACCUCGAUUUGCCAGCAACAACAGCAACAAUGGCAACAGCAAUGUGGGUGGCCAGGCUGGAAUGGGAGAUAGUGAUAUGAGGGCCAUGGCUGAACCCAAGGAGUGGCCACCAGAUGAUGAGGUGAAUGCAGAGGAUGAGACAGAUGAUCAUCCCAUGGAUUCUGACGAGAGGCUGAUGCAUUUUGGCGGGCAGCAGCAGCAUCGCAUGCCUAGACCCGGUAUGCCAGGUUUACCACCUCCAGGUAAUCCUUUUGGGCUGCAUGGGCCUAUGCUACCUGGCCAGAGGCCAGCCAACCCCAUGAUUGCUAUUUCUGGUGCUGGAGGUCCAGGGAUGCCACCUCUAAUACCUGUGCACAUGAUGCGUCCUCCUCCACAACAGUCAGUCAUUACUGUCCCAGGUGGUGCUCAUCCAGCAUUUGCUUUGGCACAUGGAGGAAUGAGGAUACCAAUGCCACCAGUAAGGCAGGGCCUGAUGCCAACUGUGUCUUCUCCUCACUUGCUGCCACCAUCAACUGGAGCACCCCCACCAGUUGCUGUGAGUGUUAAUGGCUCAGUCAUGGUAACCAGACCUGGCCUGCCAAAUAUUCCUGUCAGUAUUGCUGGUGUGGAUGUCUCAAAAGUCAACACAGAGGCUCAGCCAUCUGAGGAAGAAAAACGAGGGCCCAGUGCCCCUGGCUCUGUGCCAGGCAUGCAGAUUCAUGAUAAUAACCACCCACCCAGUGGACCAGUACUGGGUCGAGGCUUUGCCCCGAUGACCAUCAGACCACGGGCUGGUCCUUCGUUGUUAGGCAUGCGCCCAGGUGCACCUGGUGGAGGUGGUGGUGGGUUUAACAGAUUUGCGGGUCCUCGUCCACUCAUGAGGCCAGCAUUUGGCAGGAUGGAGAGACCUCCUUUUGGUCAGAGAUUUGGAGCAGUCUUUCGCCCUCCUGUAGGAUUUUUAGAUCAGGAUGAGAGAGAGGACAGGGAUGAGCGCCGACCUCUGCCUAGGCUUGAUGUUGAUGAGCAGUCUGGUCAAGAGGAAGCUGAGCAGAAUUUGCCAAAGGAUAUUGAUGAAAGGAGCAGCACAGAAGGGAAAGAUAAGAACCAAGAUGUAGAUUUACGACAAGAUAUAGACGAGAGAUCAAAACCAGGUGGUCCCUCACGUCGUCCCAGCAGGUGGUACAGUGCUGGCAGGGAUGAUGAAACAUCGAAAAUCGCUCUGCCAGAUGGCUUUGGUAUUGAAAGCAAGGCUGUUAAUAAUGCUUCAGGUGGCGCCACCAAUGUAAAUACUUCUGCGAGCGAAGCAGCGUCGGUACCAGCGAUACUAAAGUCAGCUACAGAUAUGCUGUCUGCAACUUCUCAAGUCCCUGUCAACUCUCAAACAGAAUCUGUCCAGAAUAUUGCUGAAGCUUCAGUUGUUAGUGUUGAUAAAAUUAUUAGUGGUGGAGUUGAUGCACUCCAGCCACCAAGAUCAAACGAUGCUAGUGAAAAAACUAGUAGUUAA